UUUCUGGAAAGUACCUUUUCCUGGACAUUUCUCGUCAUUUAUUUGAACCAUGAAUUUCUCCCCGUUUCCUACUGUAUAAGGAUUCAUAUUUUGUUGAGACCCAUCAGCUACCAGCACAUCCUCUCAUACUCUCCAUCUGCGCAGCUUGUUAUAAAAGAGUUUCGACGCCAUAGAUUUUUGUAUGCUCCGCCUAGUAGAUCACAACGCUAUUGGGCCACAUUGGAUUCCUUCGACGAUUUUGACUUCGAGCAUCUACCUGACGAAGACACUUCCAUGAGUGGUAACAGACAAGAUGGCGUCGCAAAUGCGAACGACAUCAUUGAUGAAGACGAUGACGGUGAUUUUUCUCACCUACAAGACCCAGCUGUACUACCAGUUUCUCAGAAUUCAAGUUUUUCAAUUGAUUCAGGACUUGAAGAGGCAAUGCUGAUGUACGAAGAGCCGUCUUCGACCGAACCUGCAACUGAGGUUUCAAGCUCAACCUCCAGCUCUUUAACUUUGAUAGAAGAAUCCGCCCCCCCUGACGAAAUUUCAAAGCCUGUGACUAUCACCGAAGUCGGAAAACCAGUGUCGACUUUUUCUAGGGCAAUCACUUUUCCUCCGACGACUGAGCGUAGAAAUUGGUCGACAGUUUCUGCGUCAGCAAGCUCAUCUAGUUUCCUGGGGAAGCGUUCUGCGAGCGAGGCUUCAAUUUCUCAAGAUUCGCGCGCAUCCAAAGCCCCGCGGCAAGAAGAACUGUGUCAUUCCUUGCAUGAUCCUGUGCUGGUGGCAUACUCUAGGUCUUUCCAGCAAUGGAUUGCUGCUCGAAAGUUGCCCUGGGGCGUAGAAUGGGAAAUCGCGAGACUCGUUUCCAUCGGCAAAAUUAAAUACGAUACCGUCCAAAUGUCUGCGCUAGAUGAGCUAAAGAAGCAGGGGACUAACGCGAAAGCGGCGCCUUUGGUUGAGAAAAUCUUAUUGCGGAAAGGGGAAGAAGUGGAUACAAAUCACCUUUUUGCUAAUGAAUACAGAGCAAAGUUUCCUUAUGAUGAACUCGACCUGGAAGAGGAAUCUCUCAAUCGGGACCCUUAUUCUGCUCUGGGCUUUGUUCAGAACUCGGACUGGUUCGGUGGCAAAGUGGUAUUCCGGGCCAAGCUGAAAAUGCAAGUCGACAAUCCAAAGAAACCCCCAUCGUUCAAGGUAGAACUUGAGAAAGCGGAACUGGGAGCAUCCUCUCGAUUCUCUCGUCGAUUCGGUUCCAAGUCUUUCAUACGAAUAAAGAUACCAAAAAAUUUGACCCGAUAUUCCAAGGAAUUAAUGCAUUUUUUCCGACGACCAUUUAUCAUAGCAGGCAGAGUUUUCCGUGCUUUCCUAGAAAAGGAGAAGAAUGUCUUCUGCUUUAUGACAAAUGAGAAUCCAGACCUAGGACUUGUGCUCGAUACCGUGUCUCAAAACUUGAGCAUCGAUGAUUUUCUGAACUGGCACAAUCCUAUUGUACUCAACGAUUAUCAGUCUGCGGCAAAGUACGCCUCACGUUUUGCCUUAGGGCUAUCUACUUCGGCGCCGGGAUUAGAAAUCGAACCUCAGAACAUUUUCUCAAUCGAGGACAUUGUCUCCGCUGAGGGGUCCGAUAUGACCGAUGGUGCAGGAUUCAUAAACAAAGCAGCGUUACAGAAGCUGUACCUUCAAUUCAAAUGGGAUGUAUGGCCUACUGCGAUUCAGUGUCGUAUAGCAGGCGCAAAAGGCAUGUUGCUUCUCCAUCCCAGCGAUGAUAGCGGGGAACCUCGUGUGUUCAUCAGACCCUCUAUGAACAAAAUCACAUACCCGGACCAAGGUCUUGACCGCGCGCAACGUAUCAUUGACGUCCUGCGUACAUGCCAUCCCCGAUUCCGCUGCAAGCUUUCCUCAGAAACAAUCAUAAAUUUGGCAGAAAACGGCGUCCCAAGGCAUGUUUUCACCUCUCUGCUAGAUCAGACACUGGAUUUGCUGGUCACUUCCCUUACCACCUGGGAUACCAUAGAAGACAUGGCCAAUCUAUGGUUAACACUGUCACACCUUGGCGGUGUAUUUGCUGCACGAUCUACGCGGCGCAAGUCUGGCAUGGCUAGAGUCAAUGGAUAUUCCGAGCGUGAUGCCCAAGAAAAUGACGAUGAAGAUGGCCUCGAUGAAGCAGACGACGAGCCAAGUUCCACUGCAUGGUGGAAUGAUGAGAUCUCUGGCCAGCCCUCAUCUCUCGAGGAAACGGUCAUGCGUCUGAUUGACGGUGGCUUCACACCGCAGGCUUGCCCUGUGAUGAGAGAUAAAUUGAAGCGAAUCCUCAUCUCGCAGAUUAACAACCAUGUAACCAACUUCCGGAUUGAAGUUCCAAUGUCAUUUACUGCUUUCAUACUCCCAGAUCCAGAAGAUGUUCUUGCAGAGGGUGAAGUCUACUUCAAGAGCUCAGCUCGGGGUCUUCUCACCCAAGAUGAACAGUAUACUGAUGUCCUGGUCGGCUCAGUGGUAGUUACACGACACCCGUGCAAACUCCCAACUGACGCGCAGAAAUGGAGAGCAGUUGAUCGUCCAGAGCUGCGACACUACACUGACAUCUUAAUUCUCUCAACUGCCGGUGGCCGUCGUGCAGCAGAUUGGCUUGGAGGUGGUGACUAUGAUGGUGACAAGGCGUUGUGUAUCUAUCAGCCAGAAAUUGUGGAUUCAUUCAGCAAUGCUAACCCCAACUACGGCGAUCCACGGGAUGAUAUCAAAGCUAACUGCUUUUCCGAACAUACCGAAACAGUAGCAGAAUUGCUUGCGGGUGUACCUGCCUCUUCCGAAAAUUCGAUGAAGAGAUUGCAUGCUCUUCAGGAAUAUCUAAUUGGAGGAAUCAGAACCGCUUCUCUCGUUGGCCAAGCAUCGAAUAUGCAUGACUUUUUGAUCUACACACAUGGCCUUAGAGAUGAAGAAACAAUACGUUUAGCACACAUUUUCUGUCAUACUCUGGAUGGUCUGAAGACUGGUCUCAAAAUCAAGCCUGAGGUUUGGAGAAAUGACGUCUCGCGAUAUGACAAAGGAACUAUGAGCUGGAAAGAAUCCGAGACCAAAGGCAAGGGUAAAAAGGCCGUCACAACUGCUCGCAUGGAUAACAUCAUCGUCGAGAGGCCAUCCCAUCUUCGCCCGUUCAUCAUGGAUCAGCUCCAGAUGCAUGCGAAGGCAAAGGGCGAAAAAGAAAAAAUCGAUGCAGACACGAAAUACGACUCGCAUACCAUCUAUCUGGAUGAACAGCUAGCUGCUCCUUGGAAAGAGCAACAGGAGCUGGCCAAGCGAGCCCAAAAGAUUGGGUGCAACUUUAUGGCCGAGGAUUUAACAAAAAUCGAGAAUCAUGUCCAUCGAAUGUGGGAGACCCAUCGAACGGAAGUGAUGAACUCCCAGAGAGUCGGUAGUUUCACAGACUUGGCAAUCGAAACCCGACAAGAUAUUCUUCGAAAACUCUCUCGACAGUUCGCCAGUGGACCGAAUGAAGAAGCCAUGUUUCUGUCGCAUGAUCAAAUCUUGCGCUUGAAGGCCUCGUAUGCGUACAUCUAUGACUUUGAAAAGUCAUCAAGAAAGUGGACACGAUUUCCUUGGAAUGUCACCAUGAGGCAGCUAACUGAAAUCAAAGCUAAAGCAACUGGUCGAUCGACUACGGUGACGGCCGAGUUUUAUGAAAGACUCGCAAUGAAAAAGUAUUGUUGAUACUGGGAACCACCGGGAACGGGUGGCAUGGGGAAAGGCUCUAUCUGUAGCCAUAUUUAUCUUUUGUAAAUCAUCAUACUUAUAGUUUUUCGCUGUCUUGUGUAUCAAGCUAUAAUAGUGCUAUAAUAGUUCUUGUAAACCUGUAAAGUAGUAUAAUGCCAAAGCGUCCAGCA
Lentinula edodes (shiitake mushroom) is the source of this 3860-nucleotide messenger RNA. Its product is annotated as RNA dependent RNA polymerase-domain-containing protein. Bases 274 to 3687 code for a protein of 1137 amino acids. The transcript is spliced from 14 exons. NCBI's taxonomy places the organism in Eukaryota, Fungi, Basidiomycota, Agaricomycetes, Agaricales, Omphalotaceae. The record is from RefSeq and is a predicted model, not a curated record. Gene Ontology annotation, biological process: siRNA processing. Gene Ontology annotation, molecular function: RNA-directed RNA polymerase activity. Gene Ontology annotation, cellular component: nuclear RNA-directed RNA polymerase complex.